Equus caballus (horse) is the source of this 9325-nucleotide messenger RNA. RefSeq names its product phosphatase and actin regulator 2 (gene PHACTR2). The record is from RefSeq and is a predicted model, not a curated record. Gene Ontology annotation, biological process: actin cytoskeleton organization. Gene Ontology annotation, molecular function: actin binding. NCBI's taxonomy places the organism in Eukaryota, Metazoa, Chordata, Mammalia, Perissodactyla, Equidae.
UGGACUUGGCUUCAGCGGCGCCAGGGUCUGGCGCUCAUCGGCCCGCAGGCAGGUCCAGUACUCUUUGGAGCUGCAGCCUCGUACCUGUCAACUGGGUCUGGUCAUUUCCGUCCCAUCGCAGGGCGGCUCAAGUGGGCGUACACGGCUUUCCCCCCACCCCCCAAAAUUGUUAACCCUGACCGUGCAUCCCAGCUCCUGAAGCCCCGACUCCACUUAUCCGAGGCUGCUUGCUGGGUGACGACCAGCGGGGACCCUCCGGCAGCCAUCCUGCCACGGGCAGUGCCGGGCCUUCGGGGAGGAGCAGCGGGGCACGGGCGCGGGCACCGAGGGCGGCACAGCUCCGCGGGAGCGAGAGCCAGCUGUAGGCGGCUCCUUCCUGUGCAAAGUUUUCUGACCUCUUCCUCCUCCCGCCCUCCCCGCCAGCAGCUCGGCGCCCGGCGCCCGGCGUCCAGCCUCCCGCCCCGCGCGCUGCCUCGGGGUCGCCGCGCCGGCAGCGCACCCAGGGCGCCGGCCCCACCCCGCGCUCCGGGCCGGCCGCUGCGGGCCCCGAUGGCCGAGGCGGGCAGGCGCGCCGCGGAGCCCCCGGGAGAGCCGGCCGGGCCGGCGGCGGCCGAAGCCCCCGAGCCCGCGGCGCCCGCCCUGCGCAGGCUGCCUGGGGACCCGAGUCCCCGCGGCCGCUCCCAGAGCGACCUGUCGUCGUGCUCGAGCAGGGGCCGCCCGCUCCGGGUCCACAUCACCGGCUCAGUUGAUGGACUGGACAAAGCUUCUAUAGCAAACUCAGAUGGCCCAACAGCAGGUUCCCAGACACCUCCCUUCAAGAGAAAGGGGAAACUCUCCACCAUCGGUAAAAUCUUUAAGCCUUGGAAAUGGAGGAAAAAGAAGACCAGUGACAAAUUUAGAGAAACCUCAGCAGUAUUAGAAAGGAAGAUAUCCACAAGACAAAGUAGAGAGGAGCUGAUAAGAAGGGGAGUUCUUAAGGAAUUGCCUGAUCAAGAUGGAGAUGUAACAGUUAACUUUGAAAAUUCAAACGGGCACAUGAUACCCAUCGGAGAGGAGUCUACCCGAGAGGAAAAUGUAGUAAAAUCUGAAGAAGGUAAUGGCUUUGUAGCUGAAAAAGCACCACCUCUGGAGGAAAAGGCAGAAGAUAAGAAAGAGAACACUGAAAACCACUCGGAAACACCAGCCGCUCCUGCUCCACCUCCUCCAGCUCUUCCUAAGCCUAAACCCAAACCCAAGCCCAAAAAGUCACCCGUGCCUCCAAAAGGGGCCGCUGCUGGGGCCAGCCCCAAGGGCGACGAAGUGCCUCCUCUUAAAAAAAAUACCAAGGCUCCUGGUAAGCAGGCCCCUGUCCCUGCACCCAAGCCAACGAGCCGAAACGCGACCCGAGAGGCUGCUGGUUCCUCUCAUUCAAAAAAAACAACUGGCUCCAAAGCAUCAGCUUCACCAUCUACUUCCUCCACUUCAUCUCGUCCCAAAGCAUCAAAGCAGACAGUUUCUAGCAAAACAGGGACAGUGGGAAUUGCAAAAGGCAAGGAAAAAACCGGCAAGCAGCCAACGUCUCGACCGUCCUCAGACACAGCCACUUCUGGCACGUCCGACCUUAAAGGAGAGCCUUCGGAGACCAGUGCGGAGGGUCUCAACCCUGAGCAGACUGUCCCUGGGACUGAGGAGGAGACCACAGGCAAAUCCAAGCCCACAGUCCCUCCGCCCCCGGGGGCUCCACCGCCUCCUCCCCCGGCCCCCCCUCUUCCCCUUGAGGAGCAGUGCAUCAUGGCCUCAGACACUCCUGUCGUCCUGGUCAGCAAUGGAGCCGACCUGUCCGUCCCUGCCUUAGACCCAAGUCAGCUUCUCUGGACUGAAGAGCCGACAGACAGAACCGCUGUCCACUCAGCCACUGGCUUAAGUGUUACCCGAGAAAAUGCAAAAUGUUUCACAACCAAAGACGAGCUGGGAAAGGCAGCGCCUCAGCUACUGACUCCUGGGCUGAUGGGAGAAUCCUCAGAAUCCUUCAGUGCCCCAGAAGACGAAGGCCGUAGGGAGUACCAGGCCAAUGACUCGGACUCUGAUGGGCCUAUCUUGUACACCGAUGAUGACGAUGAUGAAGAGGACGAGGACGGCAGUGGAGAAAGUGCUUUGGCUAGCAAAAUACGGCGAAGGGAUACUCUUGCUAUCAAACUUGGCAACAGACCAUCCAAGAAAGAGUUAGAGGACAAAAACAUCUUGCAGCGAACAUCUGAAGAAGAGAGACAGGAAAUCCGACAACAGAUUGGAACCAAGCUGGUCAGGAGACUUAGCCAGAGGCCCACAACAGAGGAAUUAGAGCAGAGAAAUAUCCUAAAACAAAAAAAUGAGGAAGAGGAGCAAGAAGCAAAAAUGGAACUCAAACGCAGACUCAGCAGAAAGCUCAGCCUGAGACCCACCGUGGCAGAGCUACAAGCUCGAAGGAUCCUGCGGUUUAAUGAGUAUGUUGAAGUCACUGAUUCUCCCGACUAUGAUCGCCGGGCAGACAAGCCCUGGGCCAGGCUGACACCUGCAGACAAGGCAGCGAUAAGGAAAGAACUAAAUGAAUUUAAAAGCACAGAAAUGGAAGUUCAUGAAGAGAGUCGACAGUUUACAAGGUUUCAUCGUCCGUAGUGAAAUGCAAGACCCUUUGAAAACAUAGACUGAUCAUCUUUGGGGGAAGCCUUGCUUCCUGAAAACCUGAUAUUGCACUGGGAUUUGAAUGUGUGUGUUUCCAUUGGACUUCUGGUGAAAGAAGUGUGUGAAAAGUGCUCCUCACCUGGACAGCCCAGCUGGGGCCACGAGCAAAGGGAGGGGCGCGGCAACCCUGCCGUCCAGCACGAGUAUUGCUGGUGAGGGACACCAUGGUGGCACCAGUUGUUCUUCAUCAGGAGUGUUCAUCAAAGAGAACGAGCAGAAGACAAUCGCUGGCUCCGUUACCAGAAAGCCACAUUUUAGCGUGCGGGUAAAAGAGAAAUGGGGAAUGGAAUUGCUGGGCCCUGGAAAGGGGUGGGGAUUGAAAAUCAGAACAAAAGAAAAAUAUUUCAUUAUGUUAAUGAAGAAAAGAGAGAAUUGAAGCAUAAAUGUAUUGUUGAAGUAGGCUUUUGGUAGCUGAGAACUUAUUGAUGGAUUUGGGAAUCUAGUGACCCAGCAUGGAUUCCUGAAAGACCUGAUCCUAGAACAAUACUAUGUUGGUACAGUAUAGUACCAUUAUUUUAUGUUGUGCCAGUGAAUCUAAUUGCCAGAAAGAAGUCUGUUUUCAUGCAUCUUUUUCUUAAAUGCAAGAGGCUUUUACUGACUCUUAACAAGCAUGCUUACCCAAAUUUUGUUGCAUGCUUUAAGUAGCAUAGCUAUAAACACUUCACGUUUUUUUUUAUACUUCUACCUAAUAUACCAACCUUCCACAAGGAUAACAGACUGGGAAUAAAGUCAGAUGUAAGGUGACCCUAUAAAUCUGUAGCAAGCUUUAGAAAUAAAUCUUUUGGCCUUUCCCUAGCUCGAUUAUCUCCAAAGUGAAAACAACCACUCUUGAGCUAAGGAAGAUAAUAUCGACAAUCACUGUACCUUUAAAACAAAUCCCAAUCCAAAGUUAAAGCUUAAGCAAAAUGCAAGUGUUCUGCCAGCCGUUAGCUCUGAGUGGGAAUGCAAAGGACUACUUAUUUUUAGUGCUGCGUUAAGUUGGAUUGCUGCUAUUAAAAAAAUAAAGCUCUUGGAUCAAAAAAAUACUCACCCAAAGGCUUAAAAGACCACAGGAAAUUUCUGCUAAGUUGCAAGUGAGGAGACCCUCGUUUUGUAUUUUAAGAGUCUGCUGAUUGCGUCCGUAAAUACAGCAUUGACGUUCAGUGCAAAAGUCAGUGGGGUUCUGGUUAUGGAAGGUUUCCUGGUGAGCCUACAGUCAGUACUGUUUACUUUGAGACCCUCUGUUGCUAUCUUGCUAUUUUCCAUGGAGUCAUGGGCACAGCGUGGCUUCUGCUCCCAAAUACAUAUGACCCUAUGUAAAUACAACCUUGCAUUUAAUUGUUCUUUCAUGAUUGUUUUGUGCCCCUUUUAUUAAAAACACAUGAGAUGUAUAAUAACAAGAUAAGACCUAAAUAGACUAUUUUAUUCUCAGAGCUUGGACUAAAAUUUUCUGAAAUGAUGCUGAUUUAUAAUAUGGAAGACUAAUUUUUUAUUUCAACCAAAAAAGCAAGCAUUUAAUCUGGUGGAUAAAUGUGGAUCCUGCCAUUCAUUUAUAUUUUAAAGAACCACUUGAAAUUGGAUGAUUUUGCUUAAAAAUAAAAAAUUUUAGCCUCAAUUGGCCCAUUACAGAAAGCCAGGACCAUUUUCUAACUAAGAAAAGUAACCAGCAUUGUUUCACCUCUUGCUGCACUCAACUAUGUGUAUUAAUAAAAUAAACCUAGAUUUCUGCACUGUUGUUAUUUCAUUAAUAGGACAAGGACAUGUUUUUGCUUUGAAAAAAUUUUCUGGAAACCCAAAUGUCUUUCUCUGGCUGAAGUUUUGUCCAUUUCAUAGUGUUUAAAUCCAGCCAUACAUAUUAACUUUAUUCCAAUUUUUUGUCGGUCACCCUUUUCCUUAUUAUAUCUUAUUAUCAUUUUAGAGUCUUGGGAAAAGUACCAAUGAAUUUAAUGUUGUUUUAAUUUUAUAUACUUGUAAUCAUUAAACAUUGUCUUAAUUUCUAAUCACAGACCUCUAUAAAAAUGGUAAAUAUAAGACAUUAUCACCAUUUUAUCACUCAAGGUGCAUGUCAUAGAAAGUCUCUAUUUGGUUGAUAAAAGGAAGAAUUUUUUCCCACUUGUGGUGGAUGUGAUGCAGUUCUUAUUCGAUACAUUGAGAUGCACCCAGUACAGAAAUGAGAAUCUGGUACCUCAAUAUAGUGUUUCCUUGGUAUGAGAUGUCAGAUUUGUGAACUACCCACGCUUUAUCUUUGUAACUGAUUGACACGUUUAGAGAAAAGCUCAAAAGUCAGAGAGAAGUUAAAAAGUCAAAAAAAAUUAACCACCGCUAGUUUAAUAUUUAAGAAUUGGACCCACCAAUUAUUUCAUUAGACUGAUUCUUUAAAGAAAAAGCUGUGGAAAGAAUCGAAGGAUUAUGAGCUAAGCCGUAUUUUGCAGAAUAAGGCUCUAUUUUAAUAGCUAAUUUUAAAAGGCAGAAACGAUGCCUGUUCACACCAACAGCCCAUCCAGAAGUUCUUGCCUGGCCGCCCUAAAAGAAUGCACAGGUGUGGACCACUCGCCAAUGCUGGCCCAGUUCCAGCAUUUCUGCAAUCCAGCCCAUCAGCUGCAAUUCUAUAAAGAAAAUAAGUGUGUGUGUGAAUUGGGUGGUUGUAACACCCCACCAAGUUUUCCCUAUUUCAACAUAGAGGAAGUGAGUGGGUUUUCCUGAGUCCCCAGGAUGUGAUUAAGGAAGAAAACAAACCCAUCUCCAGGAAGGUCCCAGGCAGGAAAGAACUAGACAGACUCUAAAACCCAGACUGCCUAUUUUCAUCUUUCUUAAAGUAGAGAUAAGGAACAUUAACAUUAAGGUGGUAAGAAGACGCUGUGGCUUUAUCAGCAUCCUCCUGGUCAUUAUCAGCCAGUCUGCAAAAUUAGUUCUUGGGUGACCAGCGUUAAUUUAAGGCAGCCCUGCCUGAUAAUUUCCUGUGGUUGUAAAAUGUCUUGCAUUUCUUAUGUUUGACAUAGUUUACCUUUAUGUUAAUUCCUUCAAUUAUUUAAAUGAAAUCUAUACUAUUCAGAGAACAAUUUUGGGUAUUUGAAUAGCUAUUUUAAAUACAGGAAAAAGCAAACUCAUCUGUCUCUGAUUUAUCCAGAAAAACUGACUUCCUGGUUUCAUUUUGUGUCCUUUAUUAGCAUAGUAAUUGUAGUUAACUUAUCUUUCUCUCAUGUUAGUAAAUAUAUUCUGUUAGUAGAAAUUUCUGAAAUGUAAGUGAAAAUCUAUUUAAGGAAGUAGGGGAAUCGCAUACACCCUUCAAAAAUCAUCAGGUGUUGAAAACAAGAGAUUCCUUAAAACCUUAAAGAAAACCUUAAAACUCAUAUUUGGGUUUUACACCCUGUAAUUAAUUCAGUGCCGCCUUGGUACUUUUUAAAAAACGCAGCAGCUUACACUUGAAAGAGGAAAAAAAAUCAGCAUUAACACUGCAUGUCCUGUUAUGUACCACAUUUUAACACAUAACAAACAUGGUAUUUAUUCUUAGUAGAAUCAGAAAGAUGCGACUUUCAAAAGUUAUACUGUAUUCACAUUAGAAAAAGGAAGUCUUGUCUACCACGCAGUAGUAUGUCCAUAUUUAAACAGAGAAAGCUUUCUUUUCCUCCUUUCUUGCUCAGAAAUUUCCUCAGUUUGUUAUUUCUUGUGAUCGCAGCAGAACAUUUCACACAGAGUCAGAAAUCCUGCUCAGAGCAAGUGAGAUGGAAUCACUGGUACAAGAUAUAUGUUUAUGUCAUUUCAUCACUGUGGUGGCUUAGGCAUUCCUGAAUUCCAGUCACGUUAUUAAGUCUAACCUGACUAGGAAAAGUAUAUACUUUGAGAUGAGAAUCAAUUUCUUCACGUCAUUAGAAUAUGUUGUGAGCACCAAGGAACCACUAAGAUGCAAUUUAUUUACAAAGUUGUCCCUUGGCCUGUUGAAAUAGCUUCACUAUUCCACUGUUACACUAUUGAGUAUUUGCUCUUUACUUAUUGGUAGGAUAUAUUACAUUGUUUUACUUAGCAAAGCAGAAUGAACUUCUAGAACUGGAUUAUGUCCUAGAGGGGAAUGCAAUGGCAAAAGUAAUCAUCAAAUAGGACCAUCUUUCUGAGAGAAAGCAGAUCUCCAGAUAGUUCAAACCCAAGUUCCCAAGAGGUGCCUGAGGCUCUAUUAUAAUUUGGCAGUGACCCACGGGCAGUGGCGACAAGGGUUGAAUACUCCCAAACCAUUCUCUCUUUUUUUUUUUGUAAUCAUUAAGCUUAAGCUAUGUAUGGAAAUGGGAACUACCAUUAGCAUUUCUAGAAAACAACAGAAACAUAGUCCACUUAUGCUUUUUCAAAGACAGGGUCAUCCCACAUUAAGAAAUGCCAUUGUAAAUGCAGUAAGAUUUCUGGCAAAAAAAAACCCAAAAGAAUUCUGUGGCAGCUCUUCCCACCAAAAGCCAACCCUGUAGGCACAGAUCAUUUUAGCCGUGCUAGGAUUUGCUGCACAAAAAUGUCAUUUAGCUUGUCGCAUUGCUAGCACAGCAACAUGUAUGAGCAAAGCACCGUUGAUCAGUGUUUCUCAGUGGGGAUGCUGUUGGCAUUGGGAGCUGUGCGUUCUUUGUUGUACAGAAAUGUCCGACACGUUGCAAGGUGUUUAAUAUCCUAGGUCCCUGCUGACUAUACGCCAAGAGCGUGCCAAGGCUUUGUAAAAACCAAAAGUAAAAAAUUCUCCCCUGUGAUCAAAUGCUCUCCGAGGAGGAUAGGACCACCUCCCCACCUCCCUUGCCUACCAAUGUCUACUGCAAUUUGAGGACACACCGGAAAAAGUUUCUAUCUCUAAACAUCGGCUCGACUGCCUUGUCUUUCUUUGGGCCCUGAAUUGUUUCCUCCCGCUUCACUUUUCAAGACUUCUGUUUUGAUGCAGCUUUAAUUUGCCGGUGCUUCAGGGAGCAGGUUGCUGGGCAGCCUUGGCCGUUCUGGUGGGCACCAUCACUUGGUUAGUCCCUGUAAGUACUUAAAGGAGAGAUUUCACAUGAGGCAGACUUUUCUCUUUUUUUAAGCCUCACAAUUAUACUUCGGAAGUACACUGUUGGUCAUAAUCCUUGUCAGUCUUAUGAGGAUUGUUGCAUGGCUUAACCACAAGCACAGCGACUAACAACCCACAUAAAAAAACAUGUGGUCUGUGAAAAUCACCCUUAGACCUCACCGGGUAAACUGCAUCCCAUGAGUUCCAGAACAGUUGCCUGUUUAUCCUAUGAAGGAAACAUUUAAUCCACAAGCAAAUACUUAAAUUCUCCCUGUAGAAAUAUAGUCAUGUGGUUCAUCUGCCCUGAGAUUUGUGAAAACUGAAUUAUAAAGGAAAUGUGGAUUAACUGGAUUGCGUGCAUAUUGUUCAUUCUUGAAUGAAGGUCAUACACAAAGCAAGAUGAGUUUUACCUAGGUGAAACAUUAUUAAACUAUAGUAACAAUACAUAAACGUACUUACUCUCUUUGUUGCUCUUUGUCAAGAAAACUGAAUGGUAAAUAUGUCUUGAAAUGAUUUGGAAGAAUUGUGGCUAAUAGAAUGGAAUUAAUUUAGCCACUGUAGUUUUUUAAAAUAUUAAAAUUUCUAAAUAUCUUUUUUGAGACAGAGCAAUUCAAAGUUGAAAAGGUGAUUAUAUUGUGAACUUUUAGAUGGUGCUUAAGAAUUCUUAUCUUGUUAAAUACCGGUAUAUAUUUUUUAAGAAUAAAUUGAAGGGAGUAAAUGAAGCAGAAUGCCACUCCACCCUCAGGUCAAUUUUAUGGUAUAUUAAAAUGCCAAUAGUAUUUGUGCCACUUGCGAGUUUUGGGGGCUUUUCCCUUACUGCAUGCUUUUCUUAUAGUUUGACUGUAUCGUUACAUUGCUUAGAGAGCUUCCACAAGGAGAAGUCGCUGUUGCAAUGCUAACUAGUGUUUGAAGACUAUCUGAAUGAAUCUAGGAUCAAACCACUUUCAUUACUUAAAAUGUAGGCACUAAUUUUUAUUUUUAUUUUUUUAAAUAUUCUAUGGCUUAGAAAUGUGCCAAUGUGCUCAAAAUAUUCUGUACCGAUUUCACCAGACUGAGUACCUACCAAAAACUCAAACUAGUCAUUAUUUUUUUCUGUGUAAGAGUGAUUCUUAAAUAAAGAACCAUAGGCGUUCUUUCGUUAUUUCAAUCUUUGGUGAAAGUGAUAAGAAUGGUAAGCUGUGAUCAUUAUCAGACUGAAUGAUUUCUGAUUUCCAGUGAGUGAUCUAAUUCUCCGUGUUACACAGGUAUAAUAUCUGUGAGUGUGAAUAACUGGAACUGUACUCUGAUUGACAUGACAGUUUCUCUCUUUGUUGUUCUUGGCCUGUACUGUGUUAUAGUGUGUGGGUAUAAAUAUCUACAAGUAUACACACCUAUGUACAUGUAUUCCACUAUUGUAACCUGAAAGAAAGACUAUGUAUUAUCUUUUUUUAUUCCGUACUGGUGUUUGUGUUAUUUAAAAAGCAAAAUUAUGCUCUAUUUAGUUGUAUAAUAUUAUCGGAUACUUUACCGUGCACAAUUCCAAGUGCCUUAGAACAUUGUUUAGCUUUCUUAAAUAUAUAUAAAUGCAUAUAUGUAUAAAAUUGGGAAAAGUUACCUCAAUAAAAUCAUUGGGAAAUUCCCAGCUUUAGUUUGUUCCAA